GCUUCAUCCCAAUGGCAUCUUCGAUGAUGGAUGGACAUGAUUGGUUAGAAAUGCGUUUUUGCAUGUGCAGUAUAUAUUGAGCUCGACCCGCUUGUUAUUGUUAACAGAGGUUUCUGAUUAGCAGAUCACAUAAGUGGAUUACCUCAAUAAAAAGGGAUAACUCAUCUGUUAAGCAAACCCAAUUUAAGAAUCAAGGCUAAUUUGAAUACAUUUUAAUCAUCUUUAUGAAAUUACCGACCGCAAGGUACAGUACACUUGGAGUUAUUUUUCCGUGCUCGUGUGAACACGUAGGAAGCGAGCAGCACCUGUCUAAUAGCCAUGAUGCGAAGAUUCUGCGAUGGCGCUACAAGAAUGCCCUAUAUAUUUUGUGCACCGGUAUAUAUUUUCAGCGAUAACUCGGCAUAUUCAUUUAGUGUACCUUAACCAGUUAGUAAUGCAUUAAACCGACAUCAUUACUGGAAUAACCAGAAUGCAACAGCUUGUAUAAACCGACCCAAUCUCAGCAGUGAAAGGGGAUCACAUUUUCAUUCCUCACUCAGGUGUCGUUUUUCACAACCUGGCGUCACUUCCCUAUCGUAAUGUGAAACUCGCUCACAGAAAUUGGUCGGAGGUUCCUUUAAGAAAAAGGGGAGUAGAGACAAAACAACAUUCAAAAGUUUUCCUGCAGCGGCGCGCAGAUUUUUUUUCCAACUUUGUGGAAAUAACGCCUAAAUGCCAUGCGUCUAGUACAUAAAAGCUAAAAAUGGUAAUGGAUCAAUGCAAGUAAGGCAAAGGAAACCAGUGGAUUUGAAGAGCGAUUAGUAAACGCUAGACGCCGGUCGCCUUCUGUAAUGCGCCCGCUCGCCGCCCCAGCUGUAUUUUUUUUGUGCGGGACGUACUGACGUCUGUGUUGAAAAAUACACAUCCAGCACAAAAUAGGCCAAGGUUUGCACAAUGAAAAUGCAACGACGCUUGGACUUCUGCGGUGCUGAGGAAAUACACUUGGAGAGUGAAAAGUGAACUAACCGUAAAAAAGAAGAAAAGAUGGGUCAGUGCUUGGGAUCCGAGUUGACAGAAGAAGAGAAGACAGCGAAGAACCACAGCGCUAAAAUAGACCGCGACCUUUAUGAAUAUGCCAAGCAAGAGCUCAAUAUUGUGAAGAUACUGAUGCUGGGUGCAGCAGAGAGUGGAAAGAGCACACUGGUGAAACAGAUGAAAAUCAUUCAUAGUCAUGGUUUCACAAAGCAGGAACUCAUCAGCUUUAAGCCUGCUGUUUUGGACAAUCUGCUCACCUCCAUGAAGUUCGUCUUGCAUGGAAUGGGAGUUCUUAGGGUUAAUCUUACCAACAAAAAGAAUAAGGUCCAUGCACAUACUAUUCUUUCAUGUGGCAGAUGUGUUGAUGAGGACCAGAUGCUGUUUCCAUUUAUAGCACAUGCCCUUUGUUGCCUAUGGGCCGACUCAGGGAUUCGGUUGGCAGCAUCUCGAGGCUAUGAGUAUGAGCUGAAUGACUCUGCACUUUACUUUUUUGAUAAUAUGAGUCGGAUCAUAGCCCCAGAAUACAUGCCAACUGAAACAGAUGUACUCAGAGUUCGCCUUCGGACCACUGGUGUUAUUGAGACUCAGUUCAAAGUAAAUCAUCUUGCCUUCAGGAUGUAUGAUGUUGGAGGACAGAGAACAGAGCGGCGGAAAUGGAUUAGCUGCUUUGAGGAUGUACGAGCAGUUCUGUUCGUAGUGGCACUCAGUGGCUAUGACAUGACUCUGAUGGAAGACCCUGCUAUGAAUCGUCUUCAGGAAAGCUUGAAGUUGUUUGCCUCGAUUUGCAAUAAUGUUUUUUUCAAGAGUACCUCAAUGAUUUUGUUUCUAAAUAAAAUCGAUCUAUUCCAAGAGAAGAUUUUGCACUCUGGGAGACAUUUGAGGCUGUACUUACCACAAUUUAGAGGUGCUGACUGUGAUGUGGAUGCAGCCGCUCGAUACAUUGCUGGAUUGUUCUUGUCACUCAAUAAAACUCCGAGCAAGCUGAUAUACCACCAUUUCACCACUGCAACUGACACCUCCAACGUGCAAAUUGUCUUCCAAGUCGUUAUGGACACUAUCAUAAAGGAAAAUUUAGAAGCUGUUUCAUUGCUUUAAUUAAGUGAUGAGAAACCUAAGUGCCUGGAAAUGAUUGCACUAAAUGGCUGAUAAAUGCCACCAUGAAGAAUGCUAAAACUGAAGUAAAAGAUUGCAGCUAUGUUGAAGGGAGUGUUUUAUUCUUCACUCUUAAAAAUGAAGUGAAGUAUUUUUUUUGAUAUUGUCUGAUGAAAAUGAUAUAAUCAGAAAGCAUCUGCGUUGUUUUGUUGUUUAAAACAAAGUGUUUAAGAUGAAAGAUGCCUGAAAAUGUUUCCAUUUUUCAUUGUUCUGAUUUUCAAAAGUCGUUUUUGUAGACUUGUAUUUCUAUCAUCUAUCAUCAUCAUUCAGAUGACGGGGAGCGAAGGAGGAGAUGUGUCUGAACAUACAAAAGCAAGUGAGCUGCUUGGUGCUUACUCAGGUAACAAUUUAAAAGACACACAGAUUAUUUGCAAAGCUGAAGCCACAAACAAAUCAUACCAUUUUAAUCUUAUAUCUUCAAUCUCAGAAGAAUUUCAUAGCUGUUAGAAAUCUGUGGUCCUAAUUGUAUUCUUUCUAUGCAGCCCUGCUUGGGGUAACGGACUUCCUCAUCUAGAAUAUUUUGUUAAAUAAUUUACAGUUUUAUAAACUCUACGUAAACAUAACUACAAAACAAAAUGAUAUAAUUAUCUCCCUUAUUCUGAUCAUCUGAUAAUAUGUUUUGACAUUGCUGAAUAUUUUGUUUAGAAGAUGGUUUCUAUUAAAUGAUUUAAUAGGCAGUGACAACUCUGACAGCUGGGGUUAAUGAAAACAAAUGACAAAAUAAGCAUUUGGGGGCUGCUUUAGUUUGCUUUCAAGUUAGAACUUAGCCCCUGUACAUUUGCCAUUUUCAGUCUUUGGUUAACUGAGUAACAAAUGGAUUCUGAUUUAAUAACAUUUUUUGGAUAACUCACCUUUGAGUUGAGACCUUUAAGUAAGGCUCUUAUUUGUCCACUUUUUCUGCCCGAUAUCCAAAAUUUUGAUAGUGACAAUUAACUGUUCAAAUAUUUAUUUUCUUAUCAGCAUAUGUGUAGAAGAUUCAGAGCCAAGGCAGUAGUAUCUUCCAAAUCUGUAAUCUGACCCAGAAUUUUCCUUUAUUAUGAGUACAUCAUACAUCUCCGAAGUAUAUUAAACCAAAGAAAGUUUGCUUUAUAAACCAGACAUAAAUUAUACUGACCUAUGCAACUGUGAUAGUUUGUUAAAAACUCAAGGAUUGGGAAGGACUGUGAGUAUUACGUACAGUAUGUAUAUGAAACACUGUAUAUUCACUGUAAAUUUCAUAUGUCUAUAAUGUCUUUAUUUUUUUUAAUUAUGACCAAGAAUCACUUGUAUGUUUGAGUUGAUUGUGUUAAGCUUGACUGUGGCAUUUAACUUAAGACAAAGAAAGUGAACUUAAUAUGUUACUUUUCUGUGAAGUGCCUUCAAGAAACAGCUAGCAUUGACACUGAAAUUGUAUUUACAUUAUUUAAAUGUGUCCAUGUGUUUGUUUGUUUGUUUGUUUAAACACUAACUCUUAAUGUGCAAAUAAUUUAAUGACUAUUGUAAAUGAACUUGAUUGUGAGUAUCUUGUUAAAAAAAGUUAUUUCUAUAUAUUUUUUGCCAUGUAUAAUAUGUAUGUAAAAUAUUUCUUUGACUUACCAAAACGUUGAUUUGCUAGUUGUUUUCUCUCUCCUUUUAAUAUAGCACCUUUGAUGCAGAUAUUUAAUAGCAGAGUUGGAACAAUUUGAAAUGUGUUGAUGAUGAAGUUCCUUGAAGAAUCCUGGAUUUGGGGAGGUUCUGGUUGCUUACUGUAUCUGUUUGUCUUUCCCUGAAGGUCCAUUUCGCACUGUUCGGGUUCAUCUGCUGCCUGAAGAAUUUGACUCCCUUUCAUUAACUAGGCUGUGAUUAUUGAAACAUACUCAUACCUCAGUUGCAAACCACAGACACAUAUCGUUUCUUGAAAGUGUAUCUCACAAACAAAGUGUUAGCCACGUGAGGAGAGCAGGAGAAAUGGAUGGAUUAUACUGUAUCUUGAAAUUAAUUUAGAACUCAGAGUUUGAUAGAAUCAUGAUGUAAAUGCAAGUGUUUUAUGCAUAACUGUGAUUACCUAUAGCCUCCAUACAGUAUAUCCAUGUUGGGGUGUAGACAAGGAACAAAGUAGACAUCAGUGUGAGGGUGAUGGUGAUGAAUGCUCUACGCUAUAAAUAAAAUAAGCAUUCAUCUUCCCAAAGCAUAGAGAAAAGAGACAUCAUCUCCUCAGCUGGAUUAGACUUGGGCAGCCUUAUAGAGUCCAGGAAUUGAAACUUCAACCAUUGUGGUAAGAAAAGUGCUUUCUGCAUCAAAGGACACACACCCUGAACUGGCCAGUGUGCAAUGGCCGAUUAACCAAACCCAAAUGUGUUUGUAAUGUGCAGAAUCUACAAAGAUAGAGACCAUAGUUCAGACUCUGGACUUUGGUAUUUAAGGCUGUAGCACCAAUUACCCAUUACAGGUGGAACUGCUUAAAUAUUUGAAUCAGAAUAAAACCGGUUUCUUUUUAAAUAAAUUCAUGAGAGCCCUUUUCCCUUUGCUAUAUUUUUAUAGGGAAAUUAAAUUAUAAUCUGAGAGCAAGACAGAAUUAACUUUUGUCAAACAUUGACCAACAGCCCAUCCCCCAGAUUUACACACAGUGUGUACUGCACUUAUGUGGUCCAGUGGUCAGGAUGCCAGAGUUAGAACUUUUUUCUGUAUUUUUCCAUUUUACACUGAUUUCAGUAAGACUUCUCUGAAGACUACGUGAGUGUACUGAAAAGGAUAUAUCCAAGACCAAGUAGGUUUUAGGAAAGGCUGAGGCUGUGAUUAUCAGAUUUUUAUCAUAUUUACUCAACAGGGUACUUGAAAUGGCACUGAAUCGACAGUAACUAGUGUGCAUGUUUUUCAUGAAUCUGAAGGCAGCUUAUGACGCUGCUGAUAGACCAAAAACAUGGGAGAUUCUUCAAGAAUUCAAAGUACCCUAAGAGGUCCAGAGAACUGCUAUGGUCCUGGUUAAGCACACACUCAUUCAGCAGGAAAAAGUUAAAGACCAAGUAACCGACAAGUCUGACAUCAAGACUGGCUUAAGACAGCAUCGCGUCCCAUCUCCUUCAUUGUUCAACCCCUUCAUAGAUUCAGUAAAAGAUAAGCAAUCAGAGACCACAACACUGACAAUCACGGCAUCAGAACUGAAUACCGACUACAUAGAGGUAACCUAACAGAAAGAACUGAAGCUGCCCUAAACCUUCUCUUUGCUGCAAGUGUCUGGGGCAACCAAUGACUGAGUUUUAGAAUGAUAUGCAAGAAGGGAGGCAAAAUGGAUCCUGGUGAUUCUAGGCCGGUAAGUCUAAUUUCUAUACCAGGCCAAAUUCUGGAAACUUUAAUAAGAAAUAAAUUAGAAAAGUAACUAAAUGAAAAUCCACCUUAAUUAAUGACCAAGUGUAUUUGUGUGUAUAUACAGUAUCUGUGUGUCCAUUCAGUUGCUAUGUCUCUGUUAUAUGCCUUUUGGUAUGGAGUGCGUUAAAGAAUUACUGUUUGUGAUGUCCCAUCUGUUACAGUGAAAAAUGCAAGGCAUUGUAUUACUACAUGCAUUACAAAGUGCAUUCCAAUAGAUGAUGAACUGUAAAUGUUAACAAUGAAUAAUUCAAUAGAGAGUAAUCUACCAAAUGGACAGAGAUCAGAAAAGUACCUAAAUAAAAAUCCACUUUCAUAAAA
This is a messenger RNA of Polypterus senegalus (gray bichir), 5808 nucleotides long. It is a transcript of the gene gnav1, whose product is annotated as guanine nucleotide binding protein (G protein) alpha v1. The record is from RefSeq and is a predicted model, not a curated record. Gene Ontology annotation, cellular component: heterotrimeric G-protein complex. Bases 1024 to 2109 code for a protein of 361 amino acids. NCBI's taxonomy places the organism in Eukaryota, Metazoa, Chordata, Cladistia, Polypteriformes, Polypteridae. Gene Ontology annotation, molecular function: G-protein beta/gamma-subunit complex binding; G protein-coupled receptor binding; GTPase activity. Gene Ontology annotation, biological process: Rho protein signal transduction; adenylate cyclase-modulating G protein-coupled receptor signaling pathway. The transcript is spliced from 9 exons.